Molecule: messenger RNA, 1197 nt
Organism: Hibiscus syriacus
Lineage: Eukaryota; Viridiplantae; Streptophyta; Magnoliopsida; Malvales; Malvaceae
Product: cycloeucalenol cycloisomerase-like
Exons: 8
Coding region: 89-973 (294 amino acids)
Molecular function (GO): cycloeucalenol cycloisomerase activity
Source: RefSeq, a predicted model, not a curated record
UAGGGUUUUACUUCCAUCACAUCACACUCUUUUUACCAAAUCCAAUUCCAGUUUCAGCUCAGGUUCAGCUUAAACCAAGAAAUUAUUAAUGGGCGGUCAUCCUUCUUCUUCUUCAAGUUUAUGGUUGGCAUCCAAUCCGAGCAAGAGAUGGGGCGAGCUUUUCUUUCUCUGUUACACUCCGUUUUGGCUCACUCUUUGUUUGGGCAUCGUCGUUCCUUUCAAACUUUACGAGAACUUUACGGAAUUGGAAUAUUUGCUUCUGGGCUUGGUUUCAGCAGUUCCUUCAUUCUUGAUACCAAUGCUAGUUGUUGGAAAGGCUGACUGCAGCUUGCAUUGGAAGGACCGUUAUUGGGUUAAGGCCAGUGUCUGGAUUGUAAUUUUUAGUUAUGUGGGGAACUAUUUUUGGACCCAUUAUUUCUUCACGGUUUUAGGAGCUUCUUAUACUUUCCCAUCCUGGAAAAUGAACAAUGUGCCACACACGACGUUCCUUCUCACACAUGUUGUCUUCCUGUUUUACCAUGUUACAUCAAACAUGACACUUCGCAGAUUAAGACAUUCUAUUGCUGGCUUGUCGGAGAACAUUCAGUUAGCCACUGAGGUGGCAUGGAUUUUGGCCCUUUCUUAUUUCAUAGCAUAUCUCGAGACUUUAGCUAUUUCUAACUUCCCGUAUUAUGAUUUCAUGGAUCGUGCAUCCAUGUAUAAAGUGGGAUCUUUGUUUUAUGCCAUAUACUUCAUCGUGAGCUUCCCUAUGUUUCUGAGGAUUGAUGAGAAACCUGGUGAUCUAUGGGACCUACCUCGGGUUGCCGUUGAUUCUCUGGGUGCUGCAAUGUUGGUCACGAUAAUACUCGAUUUAUGGCGCAUCUUCCUUGGACCUAUUGUUCCACUGGCAGAUACAAAACAGUGCAUUCAUCCUGGUCUACCAUGGUUUGGAGGUAGUGCAAAUGUAGCUUCACAAAACCAAUGUGCGAAAUAAGAGAUCCGGGUUCGACUCCUCAUCAUGGUUCUCCCUGGUGUUCAGCAAAAAUUGUCCGAAGUCUGGUUGAGGCAUGUAUGAUCGUUGCUCGGUGUGAGAUUAGCUAGUCAAUGAAGCGAUUGUGUGCUUUAUUUAUGUUGGUGUAUCAAGAAAGCUCCUUUUAGUUGUCUGAGAACAAUGUUGGUUCAUUGUAAUGGAAGUAAAGCAAACUUGUUUGACUCAAA